AUGGGUGGCUUCAUUAUCCGCCUAGCUCCUCAAACUAGCUCCCGACCCGAACAUAAGCAAACCUUCGUCGAGCGAAAAUGCUUGGAGGUGGUAGUGAGCAUGCCGAUCUUUAGCGUGCAGCCUGCCCUAAAUGCCAACAUACGAAAUGCUCCGACUGUUACUAGAAUGGAACAUACCGAGUACUUUGCAGGGAGACGAUUCUGA
Molecule: messenger RNA, 204 nt
Organism: Clonostachys rhizophaga
Lineage: Eukaryota; Fungi; Ascomycota; Sordariomycetes; Hypocreales; Bionectriaceae
Source: the annotation of a GenBank genome assembly